AUGGAAGAACAAAACGACCGAGAUGUCGACCGAAGACUUUCCCAAAUGAAACGACAAACUAAGGAGUACGAAUUUAAUCCUAAAGGCAGUGCCGAGCAAGGUCAAGCAAGUUUUAAAAAAAUUGUGGCCACCAUUUCUAAUUAUGAUUUAUUUCCGGAAAAUGAAAUUGCCCCUGAUAAUAGCCCCGAAGCCCAGGCCGCUAUAAAGGAGUUAGAGGGAUUAUUGGAGAAAAAAUGA
Molecule: messenger RNA, 237 nt
Organism: Ambispora leptoticha
Lineage: Eukaryota; Fungi; Glomeromycota; Glomeromycetes; Archaeosporales; Ambisporaceae
Source: the annotation of a GenBank genome assembly